AUGCAGGGAAAAAAAGGAGAGGCCCCGACGAUCAUCGCCUUCGCCUUGGUGGGAAAUGAUAUCCGGUUCGAUCACAUUGGACUUCUCGUCAAUCAUGAAGACGAGACGAGCGCAAAACAAAGAAAAGAGUGGUACGGAUUACGAGGUCAUCGCAGGUCGGUUGGGGCCGAUUCCAGGACGCAUGGUGCUGAUCAGGGGCUGGAGAGCAUGCAUUCUUCCCGUACUUUAUACCCUGCACUGAGGGUCUAA
Molecule: messenger RNA, 249 nt
Organism: Aspergillus fumigatus Af293
Lineage: Eukaryota; Fungi; Ascomycota; Eurotiomycetes; Eurotiales; Aspergillaceae
Exons: 3
Coding region: 1-249 (82 amino acids)
Source: RefSeq, a predicted model, not a curated record